Molecule: messenger RNA, 8848 nt
Organism: Motacilla alba alba
Lineage: Eukaryota; Metazoa; Chordata; Aves; Passeriformes; Motacillidae
Gene: HLCS
Product: holocarboxylase synthetase
Exons: 11
Coding region: 466-3033 (855 amino acids)
Biological process (GO): protein modification process
Cellular component (GO): cytoplasm
Molecular function (GO): biotin--[biotin carboxyl-carrier protein] ligase activity
Source: RefSeq, a predicted model, not a curated record
GAAGGUGUCCCUGCCAUGGCAGGGGGUGGAGCUGGAUGCGCUUCAAGUCCCUUUUCACCAAAACCAUUCUGCCGUUCCCACAGAAGCCGAGUCGCGGCGCCGGCGACGAGAAGACCUCGCCUGCUCCUCCUCCUCCUCUUCCUCCCUCAAACCACGCCUAGAGCCAACCCGCUGCAAAGCCACAACGCCCCGAGGCGCUCUGAAGGCUUCUGAGCGCUCCUUCUCCCUUUCCGCCCCUCCUUUCCCCGCAGAACCCCGCGCUCCCCUCAGCGUGAGGGGCAGGCGGCGGCCGAGCGCUGAGGGGAGGAGGGCGGAGACGCCGCGCUGCAAAAAGGGGCGGGGCGCCGCGCGCGCCGGCCCCCGGCCGGCCAAUCAGCGCCGGGUGCGCCCCUCCCCGCCCUCCCUGACGCGCGGCGCCGCCAUUGGCCGGGGGGCGGGCGGAGGGGGCGUGGCCGCGCGCCCGCCAUGCUGAUCACGCUGUGCUACCUGUACCUGUGGGCGCGCUGGGGGCCGCGCUCGGCCGCGCUCGUCCGCAGCACCGUGCGCAGGCUGCACCGCUCCCGCUGCUCCUUCACCUUCUGCGCCCGACAGCCGCACCCUGAGGAGCGCGUCUGCCUCCGCGUCGGCGGCAAGGUGUUCUGCACCGGCGAGGCGCAGUUCCUUGAUGACUUGAACAGGUGGAGUGGGCUUCUUGUUUCUCCCUUUAUUCACCCUGAGAAGCUGCUGCCAGCAGAGCACAUUGCUUUUGUGACAGAAAGCAUUUCUGCUCACACAGAGAACUUGCAGAAAGGACCUGACUCUUCAAAGGAGAUUGUCAAGUGGUCAGACUUUUGUUCACCCUUGGCCUAUAAACCUGGUGAACCUUUUAAGUUAAUUGCUGAAGCCAGUGUAGAUAAUUUCAGUAGCCUGGGAAUAGCCUUCCUGGAAGACAGGCUGCAGAUGGAGAACGGGAUGGUGCCACACAGGAUUGUUUCUGUCCAUUUAGAGGAAUCUGCUCUGAAGGAGUUGGCACAGGAGGCGCCAUCGGUGGAAGAGAAAAGCACAGACAUGGAUGCAGUAACUCCUGCUGGGAAAUCAGGAUUAGGGCUAGCCGAGGAGGACAAAUCCAAGCUGGAAGAGGAAAGGGAACAUGAGGAAACAGAAGGUGGGGAGCACCACCACUUGCACCUUUCCAGCUGCCACGAGUGCCUGCAGCUUGAGAACAGCACCAUCGAGUCGGUGAAAUUCGCCUCUGCGGAAAACAUCCCCGAGCUGCCCGAGGAUUGCGGCAGCAGAAGGGAGGAGAAGGAGCACGAAUGUCUGCAAAAAGGAGUCAAAAGGAUAAACCUGGCUGGGAAACCCCCUAAUAUCUUGAUUUACCUGGGCUCCGAGGCUGCCAAAGGGAGGUUUGAGCAGGUGAAGUCGGUGCUGAGGGAGUGCAUCGAUGCUGAGAGCUACACCGUGUACCAGCUGCACCAGGAGCAAGUGCUCAGAGACCCCUGGCUUGAAAACUCCCUGCUGCUGCUCAUUGCCACAGAGGAGCCCAUCCCCGAGGGCAUCCACAAGCAAUUCAUGAAGUUUCUGGCCAAAGGGGGGAAGAUUCUUGGGCUUUCUUCGUCCUUCACCUUCGGGGGCGUGCAGCUAAAGCACAAAAACAAACUGAGGAGGGUUGUGCAUGAGCUGGUGGUGUCUAGAAAGGACAGCACGGAGGUGACACUGAACCUGCUGGUCAGUGGCUGUGUUUUUGAGGAGGGGAUAAAGGGAGAUGCCAGCAAAGUGAAGGUGUUGAGUCGAUUGAAGAAUGCUGCUGAAGACAUGGUGAUUGUGCACCUGACUCACGGGAGCAGUGGAGGGGAAGCCAUCCUUUCCCAGGCCCAUUUGGAGCUGGACAGCAAUUCCAUGGAUGUGCAGACUGAAGAGGAUUUUAAUUUGCUCAAAAUGAGCAAUUCCAAGAGAUAUGAAGUUCUCAGGGAGAUCCUGACCUGCCUUGGGCUGAGCUGUGAAUUGAGUGAAAUUCCUGAAUUAACACCCAUUCAUCUGCUCUCUCCAGAUGAGGAAAUCCAUCUUGCUUUCCUGAAAUGGCUGGAGGGGAACGUGGAUGCUGAGGGGCUGAGGGCAUCCAGCAAGGUGUCCCUGAAGUUUGUUUCAUCCUGUGAGUCCAAGGUGGAGGUGACUCCAUCCCUGGUGCCGGUGAUCACGGAGAUGGGGAGUUUCUCCUCAGAACAUUUCAGCCUCAAGACCUAUCAGCAGCAUCUGCAGACCAAGAAGCUGGGAAAGAUCCUUCUCUUCACUGAGGUCACCACGACAACCAUGCAUCUUCUGGAUGGGUUAAUGUUCGAGUUGCCCGAGGAGAUGGGUUUAAUAGCAGUGGCUGUUCGACAAACACAAGGGAAAGGUCGUGGUGGAAACGUUUGGCUCAGUCCCGUGGGCUGUGCCCUGUCCACUCUGCACAUCUCCAUCCCUCUACAUUCCAACCUGGGCCAGAGAAUUCCUUUCAUCCAGCACCUGGUGUCCUUGGCAGUGGUAGAGGCUGUCAGAUCCAUACCAGGAUAUGAGGACAUUGAGCUGCGAGUUAAGUGGCCAAAUGACAUUUACUACAGUGAUCUGAUGAAGAUUGGUGGAGUUCUGGUAAACUCAACACUCAUUGAAACAACAUUUCAUAUUCUCAUUGGCUUUGGGUUUAAUGUGAAUAACAGCAACCCCACCAUCUGCAUCAAUGACCUCAUUGCAAAGUUUAACAGGGAAGAGGGGACAGAGCUGAAGCCUCUGAGUGCAGACUGUCUCAUUGCAAGGACUGUGACUGUGCUGGAGAGGCUCAUUGAGGUUUUCCAGGAGAAGGGGCCCAAUGGAGUUCUUCCCCAGUACUACAAGUAUUGGGUACACAGCGGGAAGCGCGUGCGGCUCCGCAGCGAGGACGGCCCCCUGGCCUGGAUCGUGGGCAUCGAUGACUAUGGAUACCUCCAGGUGCACCAGGAGGGCGAGGGCGUGGAGUCUGUGCACCCUGAUGGCAACUCCUUUGACAUGCUGAGGAACCUCAUCGUCCCCAAGCACUGACAGGAGCUCUGUAGUACUGGGCACUGUCGCCUCAGCCUGCCCAAGGUGGGAAGGGGAACUGAAAGUUUGAUUUUUCCUUCUGAUUUUCUGCUUUGUGUUUGCCGUGGGUAACGUCAGCAGCUGAGAAGAGGGGGUGAUCUCACAGCUGAAGGCAUUUAUUCUUCUCAUUAACUUUCAAACACACCUCUGCUGCCAUUCUUUGUAAGGAUCUGUUCUUUGCAAGGAGUCUGAUGGCCAAGGGAUAUUUGUGGUGAACAGAACUUUCUCUUCAUUUACACUCUGUACUGGAGAGACUGAAGUGGCUCAACAUUUCCUUUUUUUUUUUUUUUUUAUGUUUCUGUGUGAUUUAGCACAGUGCAGGACAAUAUUUACUUUUUUACUUUUUUUUUUUUUUUUAAACUAAAUUCUGUUUUUCUAUGUUGUCUGCACUAAAACCAGCUGGAACAUCACAUGUUCCUGAACUGCUGGGAUCACCACUGUGCUUAAUUCCAGGUCAGAGUGAAGAUCCUGAUUUGGUUCUUCUCUGUGUAGACCUCUACAAUAAUUUACCAACCUGUGCUUUGAUCUCAGGUCUGCAACUCUUAAUGGCUGCCUUGAGUUCUUGGGAGAGUAUUCCAUCAGCACCUAGGAACUGUACUGGGUUAUCCAAGUGAUUUGCACUCUGCUCUCCUCAGUCAGUUGGAUCUGAGUAAAUCAUCUCAUCUGUCCUUUAAAUCAUGGUUUUCCAAGGGACUUCAGGAAGAAAAACGCACUGGAGCAGUGUCACACCCAGGUUAUUGCAGAAUCCCAUCUCAGGGGAUGGAACCUGUAAUUAAUUUAGAAUUUAAUGGUAAUUUUAUCAUUAUCUCAAUGAAGUUACAUGAAUAAAUAAAGGGAAUAAAUCAAAUUCCCUGCUGCAAACAACUGCUGCAGUGAGAAAGAGAAAUCACACCAUUCCUCCAGGUCCAAAUUCUCUUCCAUAGCCCUUUUGUCACCCCCUUUCCCAAGCCAAUGUCUGGUUUUGCUGCUGAGCACUAAAACCAAGAGCUUUAACACCUGCUGACCUGAAAGCAGCUCAUUUUUGGGGCUGCCUGCACAUUUCCAGGUGGGGGGAGCAGCCUGGGAAUACCCCUGGAGCAGCCAAGUGGGAGCUUGGUGGGGUUUUCUCCCAAGGAGACUUGGCCACCACAGCUCCCCAAACAAUUCUGUGCCAGCCAGGCUUGGCCCAGGUGGGAUGUGGCCACCUUAAUUUCUUUUUUUUCAUGGUGGAUCAGCCAGAUUGGUUUCCAGAAAGGAAACUACUGUUUUCUGGCCAGAAAUGGGGUUUUUAGGUUAAAGUUCACCUCAUAAACAAUCCAAACAUUUUAGAUUGUUUCAGCUCCAAAGCCAAGAAGUCUUAAAACAGGGAAACUUGUCUGUAAUGGUAAUUUUGACCAAUCCUCACGUAUUAGGGUUUGGGUGGUUUGGCAGCAAGAGUAGAAAUUAAAUUGUCCCUGUUAAAUUUAGGAUUUUAUGCUCCAUCUCACAGAAGAUUUGUCCUGAUUGUCCAAACCCUGCUGGGAUUUUUCUUUCCCCCGUUAUCCAAACCACGUGAGGCUGCGCACCAGCAUCUCCUAGAACUGCACACACACACACAGCUGUUAAUUGCCAUAAUUAAAAUGAUGCACCACGUUUGGCUUUCCCCCGCCCAAUGCUUUCAGAACUGCUUUGGGCUGAGAAGGUUUGGCAGCUGCCUUUGAUAUCAGAAUUCAAUAUGAAUGCAUGUUGGAAUCAACUGAGACUCGACUCUGGCUUAAUAAAGCUUCAAUAAAAGGAAGAAACCAUAUAUUUACAUAUAGAUCUAUCAAAAAUGGGUGUGCACAUGCCCACAUACAUCUUCCUGCUGCAUCCUCAUUUAUUUUCUGCCUUUUCCUUCACGAGCAAACUGCAGCAAAGCAGAGCUCCGGUGCUGCUUUUCCAACCACAGAGCUUUACAAAACUUCACCUUAAGCCAGAAUUUGUAGCUAAAACUGUCUCAGCUUUAGGAUUUGCCUGUUAGGGAGCACCUUUUGGGUUUUGUUUGUGUUCCACACAGACUGGGAAGUGCCUGGAGGGAUUGCACAACCAGGUCAUGCCUCAGGCUGGGGCUUGAGUUGCUUCCGUAAAACUUCUCUUAAAACUUCCUUCUCCCUUCACUGGGGACAAAAAAAGUAUGGGGAAAAGGAGAAAACAUGGGAAUUUUGGAAGGGCAGAAUGAGUUUGUAAAUCUUCAGUGGCCGAGCAGCACCAGAGGGAUUUUUUAGCAUUUUUUAAAUGCUGCAACAUUUCCUGGUUGCUCUUGGUCCUUUUGUAGCUGCCUUAGUGAUGAGCUGGUUCUGUUCUCAUUGAAAUUGUCAGGUUAGUCCCAAAAUUUUUGCAGUGGGAAGGAAUUUGGAGUGGAAUUUCCUUGCCACAAGGGUGAUCUGCCCAACUCUGGAUGUGCCAGAGCACAGGGAGUGCUGUGGGAGCCACUUGGCCAUUUCAGUGGCCUCUUCUGGUGUCUCCUGGAUUUGGAUGGAGAAUUUGUUGCUUUCCCUGGGGAAGAACCAAAGACAAGGAGAAUUCCCAUGGGACAAGGAGCAGCUGGAUAAAGUCCCUGGAGAAGUCCCUGACUCUCUGUCAGGUAGAGUCUGGCUCUUCCUCUGCCCACCGUGGCACGCCCAGAAAGCCACAACAUUUCUGCAGGAAAAUCCUUGUUUUUCUUGUUCCCCGUGUGUGACAGACAAAUGUGGUGUGGGGUGUCCCUGGAUGUGGGGCUGGAGAGAUCCAGCCAGCUCCAGGCCCAGGAAUAAUGCUCUGAAAAUGUUUCAUUUCGUUCAGCUGUCUGGAUUAGUAAAACACCUCUUCCAUUGUGAGGCUGAGGUCAUAUCUUAAACUAUUUUCUUGAUGAAGUGCUUUCAAAAAACCCAUUUAUUACCAUGUCCCUAUUUCUACUUUUUUUUUUUUUUUUUCCCUGCUGGGGUCUGGUAGAACAUUUCUCAUGGUGAAAACAUUUGUGGGGGUUGUUUAUUGAUAGGAAAACUUCUGGGUGUGUUGGCACGUGUGUGAGUCCAGGGUGGGUCGUGCCCAGUCAGCAACAAAGCUGCUUCCAAAGGUUUGAAAAAGUAAUAAUGUACUUCACAUUUCAGAGUCCAGGCAGCACAUCCUGCUUCUAGUAAAGCUUUUAUAAGACUUCAGAGCUUUUUUUUUUUUUUUUUUUAAUAUAUCAAACAAAUCAAGGGCUAUUACCUGGAAAUAAUAUUAAAGCAUUUAAUUCCUUAUGCUGCUGCUUCACUGUGCAAAAAUUCGUUUCUUUGCUUUCUCUGAUUCAGCUGCAUCAGCAGCCUGAAAAAAAAAUUUACUUUUUGCAACUACAAUCAAAAUAUCUGUCAUGGGAAAGAUUUCUGCUGGUUCCUGGGGGUAGCUGGUUUGAUAAAAAACAUUUGCAUGGCUAAGUGGUGGUGGGGAUGCAUUGCCUUGAUCAGACACCAAAGAAAUUAAAUCUGGGCCCAGGAAAGGGCAGAGGUCAAAAAAUGAUGGAGAAAAAAGAACUGCAGGGAAGAGUUGUCAUGUGUUGAGUGUCUCAUUAGUGAUUCUGUGUUAUUUGCAUUUUCCAAGUGUCUUCAUUUAAAAUGCAACGUGGCAAAAAUACAAUAAAUUUUAAAAACUCUCUGUGUGUUUUAUAGUACAUUAAUUGUCAAUAUAGAACGUGUCACAGUUGAAAUAAAUUUUCAAAUAUGCACCAUUCUCCUUUGUGAAAUACUUUGGUUUGUAUUUAAAAAAAAAAAAAAAGAGAAAUUCAACUCAGUUUUCCUUUGGCUACAGGAUUUUAUUAACAUUUUAACGGUUUUGUUUUACAUAAUAAAUAAGCAAAAAUGCUUUACAUUUUUAGGGAAUACAUAUAUAAUUCUGAGCAUGAAUAGGUUGGUUGGGUUGCGUGCUUCUUCACCUACACUUGCCAAAUAGCUUUUAUCUGCAUCAUAUUAAAAAAAAAAAAAAGCAAAAUCUAACUUUCAGGAAAGAACUGGAAUAACAACAUUUCAUCUGUGGCAUUUUUGAAGUGUGACUGAAAUGCUGGAAAAAAAGGAAUUUAUGUCCUGUCUUGAGAUUUCUGGAGAAAUUCUGGCAGAUUUCCCAUUCAUUGGCACUUUCAGUGAUGAAUUCCCCAAUUUUGCACCUGUUGUGCUGAAUUUCCUUAAAUUACCUUUUACAAAUCCCAGGCACAGAGAGCUGGGGACAGAUCUGGGCCUUUAUCACUUUGUUUUAUUUCCAUUGCACGGCUUCCAAAAUUUGAAGACCUCACUGUGGGAUUCACUUUUCCAGCUUUACCUGGGCCUGGUGGAAGAUUCCCUGACUGGCAGGGGGUUGGAAUGAGAUCUUUAAAGUCCCUCCCAACCCAAAUGUUCUGUGAUUUUGGUAAAUUAUUCCCUCUUUCACUCUCUUUCUCCCAUUUUCCAUGAUUUUCUUGCCAGGUCUGAACUCCCCCAAGAGUUAAAAUCUUGUGAAGUCUCACUACAAAGGUGUGGAUCAAAUACUAAAGAGAAAUGAGGUUAUGUUUCAUAAUAUAUUUCAAUUCACGUUCCCCUUCAGUGCCAUAAUUUUUUUUCAUUAUUAAAAACAUUUUUCAUUAUUAAAGCACUGCCACUGUGAUGGCAGUGCCCUGUUCUGCACUAUGAUUUUGCUGAGAACAUCUGUAAUUUAACUGACCAAAAAAAUCCUAUUUUUCUCCCAAUGUAAUUUACUCCCAGAUGGGAACACGGAAUUGCUGUUUAAAUCUUGGAGAGUGGCAGGGAAAAAAAAAAUCCUUCCCACAUUUGCUUUUGCCAUCUUUUCUGCACUUUCCCCUGCGUUAUCAGCUGUGAGUUCUUAAUUGGUUCAUUAUUGCCUCACAGGGAAAUUUCCUGUGCCUGGGCAUCACCUCCCCUAAAACACCUGGGGGAGAAUGAUGGAACACCUCCUCUGCUCAGGCUGCUGGAAUAAAGCCUGGAAGUGGGGAUAACAAGGUGGAAAAAUAUCGAGCUGAAAAAUAUCAAUGGUGUUUUUCUCAAGCAAAACCCAAUUUUUGUGUUUUUAUAGCAAGCAGCACUUCCAGGAACACCCAAAUGCAGCGGUGCCACUAAUGAGGGAGAAAGUGCAGCAGGAGAGGUUGGGCAUCAGGUUUCUUUUUAAUGAUGCCAGCCAUGCCAGUGGCUCCUUUGUGGGGCAUGGAUUUAAUUUAAUUGAAUAAAAUUAACCCAGGAGUCUCAGCAUAAUUAUCUUUUCAGGAGCUGGGGUCGUUUAUGAGGAGCAGGGGCUGGGAGGGCUCUGAACCAACUGGGAAAGCAACUGGUGUCUCCUGCCUUUGAUUUACGGGGUCAGCAUGAUUAUAAUCCACAUUUGCAGCUUUUCUGGAGACUUGCCAGCUUCUCCAGCAUUGAACAAACUGAGGUUACACAGGGAGUGACUGUGCUGGCUUGGUUCUGUUUUGGGCUUUUUUUGUAAUCACUGAUUUGGCUUUUUUGGUUCUGUUUAGCACAAAAUGUAUUUUUCAUGCAACUGAAAGCAAAACUGAGAGUGUUCAAGUUCAUUUUCAAGUGAAUAUUAAUUUGAUAAUAAAGCUUUCUCUGUUAACCUUUCAUAGGAAGCAAUGAAAAAAAUACUGAAAAUUGUUUUCAAGCCUUUGCUUUUAAAGUAUUUUUGUGUACUCAUAGCAAUAAAUAUGCAUACACAGAAGGAAAUAACUUUAUUACUGUAUGCUAAUGGAAAAUUCCCUGCCCAUUUCAGGGACUUGGAACUGGAUGAGCUUUAAGGUCCCUCCCAACCCAGACCAUUCUGGGAUGAAUUAUUGCUGCAUAGAAAA